UUCUGUUUGAAAAAUGAAUGACGUAUAGUCUAUGAAAUACAACUUUUUUCCUGGUUAAUUUUUUUAAUAAAAUAUUGUCGAUUUUUCUGCUUAGUUUGUAAGCCACCAAAUGAAAUAUUUAUCUAUUUAACAAUACAGGAGAACUUUAGAUUCGUUUAGAAAAUCUAUUGCAUUUACGGACCAUCGGCAAAUUUGCUAAGUAACCUUAAAAACAAAAGCGUGAGGAUGACAUUUCUUAGCGAAUGGUAGAAAUAAUUCGGAUUAAAGUCUGUAAUUUAUGGCAUUUAUGUUUCUAGACGUAUAAAAUGCAAUGUUUUCUUCUUACGAAAAGUUUGAAAAACUGUGAAUUAUAAACAGCCAUUUCGUGACCGAUAUAAAAGCUCGUAUAAAAUGUUAAGUUUCAAACCCUUGUAUAGUAUCAUUUCAAAUUUAAAUAGGGCAAAAACCCACAGAUAUGUCCUGAAUAAAAGAUUCAUGGGUGUUUUUUCACCUAGGAAUUUAAGGGAACAUUACAUAAAUUGUAAAAGAUACUACAGUUCGGAAGAUAAAAAAGGACCACAAAUUCCACCCAAAUCUGAAAAAAUUAAACCGCUCGAAGAAUGUCACACACCAAACUUGAUGUCAAUGGAUCCAAAACCAGAAAAGCCAUUUCAAGAAGAAUAUGAUAAACUUAAAAAAAGAAAUAUGAGAAUAUUUUAUUUAGGCGUAGUUACCUUCAUUGUUUCUGUGGCUGCAACCUAUGCAACUUUCCCAACUGAAAAAAAACCUAAACCAAAAGUGAAAUCUGUCACCCACCAUCCAAAAAGAAAGGACAAGAGACCCAUUCCAAGAAAUCCAGAACUGCCAAAUGAUAUACCUAGGAAAGUUCCUUACCUUUUAAUAGGAGGUGGUACAGCAUCUUUUUCAGCAUUUAGAGCGAUUAAAUCUUCUGAUCCAAGGGCUCAAGUUCUUAUGAUAACAGAUGAACCAUACUUACCUUACAUGAGACCUCCUCUUUCUAAAGAAAUGUGGUUCAAUGCAGACCAAGAGAAGGUUGAGAAACUUAUAUUUAAACAAUGGAAUGGCACUGAGAGAAGUUUACUUUAUGAACCAGAGGAAUUUUACACUCCAAUAAAAGAACUCGUUCAUAAUGAAAAAGGUGGCAUUUCAGUUGCCUCUGGAUAUAAAGUUGUGGAAAUUGACCCCUACUGUCAUAAGGUCAAGUUGGAGAAUGGCCUUGAAAUUGAAUACGAUAAAGCCCUUCUUGCCACUGGCGCUAGGGCCAAGUCUAUCCCUGUUUUUGAUUCAGCAAAAACAGAUACCCACAUACGUAAUCGGGUGAAAGAAUUGAGGAAUAUUUAUGAUUUUGAGGAUUUGCAAGAAUCUUUUAAACAAUCCUUAAGAGUUGCUAUUAUUGGUGGAGGGUUUUUAGGGAGUGAAUUGGCUUGUGCUCUAGCAAGAAUAGGUUGUUAUGACAAGAAAGUAGUUUACCAAGUUUUCAAAGAAAGUGGAAAUUUGGGAAAGAUAUUACCAGAAUAUUUGAGUCGAUGGACCACUGAUAAAGUGACAGCAGAGGGAGUUGAUGUUAAACCUAAUGCUGAAGUUAUAUCAUGUAGCUAUAAUCACAAAGAUAAAAUGCUUCAUCUCAUCCUGAAUACUGGAGAAACCUUGAAGGUAGAUCAAGUAAUCUUAUGCACAGGGGUAGCUCCGGACACAAACCUUGCUAUAAAGGCUGGAUUGGAGAUCGAUCCAGAUUUGGGAGGUUAUUUAGUGAAUUCUGAACUUCAAGCUCGUUCAGACUUGUAUGUGGCUGGUGACGCUGCAUGUUUUUAUGACCCCAAGUUUGGACGAAGACGUAUAGAACAUCAUGAUCAUGCAGUUGUCACAGGUAGAUUAGCUGGUGAGAACAUGACUGGAGCACAUAAGCCGUACAUCCAUCAGAGUAUGUUCUGGUCAGAUCUUGGUCCAGAUAUAGGUUUUGAAGCGAUAGGUCUUGUUGAUUCUAAACUACCUACAGUUGGAGUGUUUGCAAAGGCUAAAACAACAGAUACACCAAAAGCACAUAUAACAGAGACAGAUUCUGAAGCAGUGAGAACUAGGGUAGAAGUUCAUCAGGCGCCCCCCUCAUGUGACGCCAGUAUAGAUAAAACAGAGAGAAGGGAUAUUGAAGUCAGUUCGAAAACUGAAAGGCACGACCUACCCACCACUGAAAACCCGGAUGAUUUUGGCAAGGGUGUCGUUUUCUAUAUGAGAAACGAUAAAAUAGUAGGGGUUGUUCUUUGGAAUGUAUUCAACCGCAUACAAACCGCGAGGCAGAUAUUAAAGGAGGACAAGACCUAUGAUGAUCUAAACGAAGUAGCAAAGUUGUUCAACAUACAUCAGGAUUGAAAAUAAACACUAAAAGCAUAAACCUGUUCUUUCGUGCUUUCAUUCUACCUCACAACAAAAUCCGAGUGUUUAUACAAAGAAUUAAUUAAACUUGGCAUUGUAUUAUAAAAAUCGUCUUUAAACUACAAAGGAACAUUUAACAAUUAUACUGUAUAUAAAGUUUGAGUGUGAUAAAAUGGAAUAAAGAGUUCUUGAGUAAA
Molecule: messenger RNA, 2567 nt
Organism: Coccinella septempunctata (seven-spotted ladybird)
Lineage: Eukaryota; Metazoa; Arthropoda; Insecta; Coleoptera; Coccinellidae
Gene: AIF
Product: apoptosis-inducing factor 1, mitochondrial
Exons: 11
Coding region: 391-2367 (658 amino acids)
Biological process (GO): apoptotic process; mitochondrial respiratory chain complex assembly
Cellular component (GO): mitochondrion; cytoplasm
Molecular function (GO): protein dimerization activity; NAD(P)H oxidase H2O2-forming activity; FAD binding
Source: RefSeq, a predicted model, not a curated record